Corythoichthys intestinalis (scribbled pipefish) is the source of this 957-nucleotide messenger RNA. RefSeq names its product histone H4. Gene Ontology annotation, cellular component: nucleosome. The record is from RefSeq and is a predicted model, not a curated record. The transcript has a single exon. NCBI's taxonomy places the organism in Eukaryota, Metazoa, Chordata, Actinopteri, Syngnathiformes, Syngnathidae. Gene Ontology annotation, biological process: nucleosome assembly. Gene Ontology annotation, molecular function: DNA binding; protein heterodimerization activity; structural constituent of chromatin. Bases 41 to 352 code for a protein of 103 amino acids.
UCACUGUAACCAUAUAUCGAAGCUCGUCACUCCAGUAAACAUGUCUGGUAGAGGAAAAGGCGGCAAAGGUCUCGGCAAGGGAGGCGCCAAGCGUCAUCGCAAAGUCCUUCGUGAUAACAUCCAGGGUAUCACUAAGCCCGCUAUCCGCCGAUUGGCUCGUCGCGGCGGAGUAAAGCGUAUCUCCGGUCUCAUCUACGAGGAGACUCGCGGUGUGCUGAAGGUCUUCUUGGAGAACGUCAUCCGUGAUGCCGUAACAUACACCGAGCACGCUAAGAGGAAGACCGUAACAGCCAUGGACGUGGUCUACGCUCUGAAGAGACAAGGGCGUACUCUCUACGGUUUUGGCGGCUAAAUUUGAAAUCGACACCAACAAACAAACGGCCCUUUUCAGGGCCUUCACUUUAUCCACAGGGCAUUUAAUUCCAGCUAAUAAGUCAUACCACAUAUUAUAGCAUUUAAAACUCCAUUCUGUGCUCGUACCUAUGACAUAACAAGCAGAAUUUUUGUUUACUGCGUAGUACUACUUUAUGACGUUUAGGUGCAACAUAGUUUAAGAUAAAAAGGCUACAAUGACGUUGUAGUAAAAUGUGUAUUUUGCAUUAAAGGCUUUAUGCUGCAUUUGAGGGAAAUCUGAUUUUCCAUCCUCCCACCAGUAAACGCCACUCGAACUGAGAAGUCCUAGUCAUGAAAUCUGAAAAAAGUACCCCGAUUUCAGCAGUUGCUUCAAUCUGACGUCACUAAAAAAUGGUGCUACCAGUCGAAAAGCACACCGUCGAUGGUGAAACACAAACGAUAAUAAAAAAUAAAAAAGUUUUAACACAACGACACGUAACAGAUUUUUACAGCCAUUGCAUUAAGUUAUGAUAUGUACAUAUUUAUAUUUAAAAUUAUACAAAUAUAUCUCUUUGAUGAUUUACUACAAGGCAGGUUUGCUGGAGGUCAAAAUGUCUUUUAAUG